This is a messenger RNA of Trichomycterus rosablanca, 724 nucleotides long. It is a transcript of the gene nrsn1, whose product is annotated as neurensin 1. Gene Ontology annotation, biological process: nervous system development. The coding region runs from base 99 to 662 and encodes 187 amino acids. Lineage: Eukaryota; Metazoa; Chordata; Actinopteri; Siluriformes; Trichomycteridae. The transcript is spliced from 3 exons. The record is from RefSeq and is a predicted model, not a curated record. Gene Ontology annotation, cellular component: neuron projection; neuronal cell body; transport vesicle.
UCGGGAAUGUACCGGACUGAAUCAUCCACAGCACAGUGAUGGAGACAGGAGGAGGAUUAACAUCAUUCUCCUCACACGCCUAGCACAGAUGUGAAGGAAUGGCAACGUGUCCAGAUUUGUGCGGUUCCGAGUACGGUGAGGGAGGACCACAGCGCUACGGCGUUCGCUCCUACCUGCACCAGUUUUACGAGGACUGCACCUCCUCCAUCUGGGAGCGCCACCACGAUGAAUUUCAGACACAGAGAUCGCCCAGCCGGUGGAGCUCUGUCCUCUGGAAGGUGUGUGUGGCAUUAGGCACGGUGAUCCUGGUCUCUGGUCUCUCCGUGCUGUUGGUGGGUUAUGCCACCCCCCCACGUCUUGAGGCAUUUGGCGAGGACGAGCUGCUAUUCGUAGACAGUCGGGCCGUGCGCUUUAACCGGGCCCUGGAUGCCUGCAAACUGGCUGGAGCUGUGCUAUUCUGCGUCGGAGGGGCUGGUGUGGCAGCUGGUCUCCUCCUGUUGGCCGCUUGCAUGCAAGGCAGGACCAAAGAUGAGCUAAGCGUCCAGCAACGCUUUAAAGAACGACUAGCAGAAAUCCAAGCUUCUGUGCCCAAGGCUGGAGAUGCCAAGGUGCCCGCCACCCUGUCUAAAGUUCAAAACGUACAGCCUGGUGCCGACAGCUGAGUGCCAUAGACAUUUCAGAAAUGUUUAUUAGACAUUAUAUAAUAAAUCAUUGGUUUUGUUUA